Macrobrachium nipponense is the source of this 4726-nucleotide messenger RNA. It is a transcript of the gene prom, whose product is annotated as prominin-1-A-like. The transcript is spliced from 19 exons. The record is from RefSeq and is a predicted model, not a curated record. Lineage: Eukaryota; Metazoa; Arthropoda; Malacostraca; Decapoda; Palaemonidae. Bases 139 to 3645 code for a protein of 1168 amino acids. Gene Ontology annotation, cellular component: membrane.
UUCAGUCUCUGGAAGACUGUCAAGAAUCAGUACGUAGUUGGCGCCGGUGAGAGAUACACACACAUACACAUAGUACUAGACCCACCCACCAACCAACCAAUCCUCUUUCCCGUUUGACCGGCUUCCGCGAAAGGAAUCAUGUUUCUUUCCGCGACGUUGCCGUGGAAAUUCCGGAUUGUGCUUUUGCUGGUGGUGACUUCUCUGUGUUCCUACGGUGGGGCGUUCUCGGAGUGGCAGCAGUCCCCUGACGUGGCUCCUCCUCCGGCGGGCGUCUGCCACGAGACGGAUUCCUGUCGAGAUUCUGACGAAGGCGGGAGUGGUUCCCCAACUACCACCGAAAGCUACGGUGAUGGAGAGGAAGGGGGCAUCCAAACUUCAACAGCAGUGCCACGGGAAACGCUACAAAGGCCAAAUCUGGACGAGACAUCGGCAUCACCAACGGAAAACAGAACCGGCGGCUUCGCCGCGGUUCUCUCCAUAGGCAGAACCGGAGACGCCGCCGCCGACGGCGUCGCCUGGAGGAAGAAGAAGUACUACUCCUGGAGCACCAGGUCACUCCCUACGACGGAGGGACCCCACGCCCACCCUCUCAGGAGGGAAGAAUUCUCGGAGGUGACAACGCACCUGCCCAGAAUCGGGACGGCGGAGCCCAAGACCAACAGCAGGAAUAAGCCGUUCCCGGUCGUCACCGUCACCAGCCGCAUCCUGUCUCCCGGUAGGAACCGGAAUGAGGGGAAGAAAUCGGACGGCGAGAAGAGCCCCCUGUCGAGGGAUCCUCAGAUCAGGAACAUCGAGUUCGAGCCCGUGCCCGAAGGGGACCGCUACGGGACGGAUACCACCCACGCCCAGCCCACCAUCUUGGCGUGGGCAGGGGCGUUUGUCUCUCUCCUUCAGCCGUCUCAUUUUCCUUAUGAUCUGGUCAUGGAAGCCCUGGAGCGACGCAUUACAGCGGAGGAAUUAAUAACCGAGUCCCUGCAGGCAGAACCGGGCUUCAUAGCGUGCAUAGGCGUGGGCCUGACCCUGGCCGUAGGCGUGCCGAUCCUGGGCCUGCUGAUCUGCUGCUGCCGCCUCUGUGGGCGUUGCGGGGGGAAGAGGAAACAGCACAACCACACCACCUGCUUCAACUUCCAGAGGAGGACUCUCACCGUCUCUCUGGCGUCCUUGUCUAUGGCGGUCAGCCUGGGCAUCAUUGUGGUGCUGGUCAGCAACGAGAGGCUGGGUUGGGCUGUCAAUGAAGCGCGCGUGAGCGUUAAGGACAACGUGAGGGACCUCGACACUUUCCUUAGGAACACCAAGAUGCAGCUGAGGUACCUCGUCAGCAACUCCCUGGAGCAGACUGUGGAUGCUAUCCACGAGGAUCUAGAUGACAUAGAGUUCCUGUUAGGACGCCCUCUGCAGAGGGAGCUGGCUGGCGAGGCCCAAAUCGAAGUGGCCCUGGACUCCUUACUCCAUAUCAGUAGCAGUCUUCGGGACAUAGCCGGUCGCAUGAGAGCUUUGGAGGAGUCGAGGUUGCAAGCAGCUGCCAGGGCGGAAGAGUUACGAGGUCGUCUGUACGACCUGUCGCAAGACAUCAAGAGGUUCGUGGAGAGGUGCACGCCGGAGGACGCCGAAUUGUGCAAGUCUCUAGACCACCAAGGGCUCGAACUGGAGGCCAGAUUUGACAGUUUCUCCUUCUCGGAACAACUACGUCUUCUAUCGGCGGUUGAAAACCACAACCUGACGGAGACGGCUAGACACGCCCGCCUGGAAUUCGAGAAUAUUCCUGCUUACGUGGAGGUGGUCACCCGGCAGACGAGAGAGGAUGUCAAGAGAGUCGUGAGGAACUUCCGCGCCAGAGUGUACAACAAGGUCAGAGGUCUGGACGACGUGGCCUUUGACCUGGAAGUCCGAACGCGGGACAUGACCUGGAGGGUGGACGAAGCCGCUGCCAGCCUGCAGGAACACGAGAUCUACAGGUGGUACAUCGGUCUAGUCAUCGCCCUGAGCUUAGCCUUCGUGUGGACGUUGAUGACCAUCGGCCUAAUGUGUGGUUGUUGCUCGCACUCGUCCUCCCAGGCGCCAACGGAAAGAUCGUGCAUCUCAAACUCCGCAGGGCAGACACUCAUUUCGUCAGUCUUCUUCAUGUUCCUCUUCUCGGCGAUCCUGUGGACCGCCGUGGUGGCCCUCUUCGUCGUGGGCGCCCACGCCCACGCCUUCAUCUGCCACCCGCUCUACGAGGAACCUUACUUCCCGACGCUGACUCACCUCAUCGACGAGUCAGGGAUGGUGUCCAGGGGGCCUCUUCUGAGCAACGUCCUCCACAAAAACAGGAACGUCCCCCUCAGCAUCGGGCACGUUCUCAGCCAGUGCAAGGAAGGCGAGGCAGCCUACCACGUCUUCAAACUGAACCACUACUUCGACAUCGAGGCGGAGAUCAACCCUCACACAACCCUAGACUUGCGGGAACCCUUGGGGCGCCUCAACGUCAACCUGUCCCACGUGGAGCUCCUGUCUCCCGAGGCAGAGGCCCAUCUGGACUCCUUCCUGCGCUCCAUCAGGAUUGAUAUGGAGCCCUAUAGGAGGGAGAUGGAGAAGCCACUCGUUCGGAAGAGCCUGCCAGCACUCACGGAGCAGAUGCAGAACAUAGCAGGUCAGCUGAGGUCGGUCAGUUCCUCAGCGGAGCUUUUCAGGAUGGUGGCCCGGACGCGGAACCUAGUGAGCAACACUCUGUACCCGCUGGAGAAACGCAAGGAAGACGUGACGUACCAAGUGGCAACUUUGGACAUGGAGGUGAUGCCUCUGCAGCGUCAGAUCAACCAGAGUUCUGGCCACCUCAGGACGAUACAGUACUUCAUCCAUAACCACGGUUCCUCUUUGGCUGCGUCUAAAGCCCGGUCUUACGUCGAGAGGAUUCUGAACUACCCACGCCAGUACGCUGAUCACGUGAGGAACUCGGCCCUUCACCACGUGGCUCCGUGCACGCCUGUCUGGAACCUGUAUGAUUCGGCUCGUGGUGUCUCCUGUAAUGGGAUAAUUGAACCUCUGAAUGCUCUUUGGUUGGCUACCGGAUGGUGCCUGCUGCUGUUCUUACCAGCGAUAUGCGUGAGUCUGAGCCUGGCGCGUUUCUACCUACGCAUGGACUACGAUGAUGAUACUCUGCCCUUGCAAUCAAAUGGCUCCCCUUCUGGGUCACAGACUAACGUCCAAACAACAGAGUCUGUUAUGUGGGCCUCUAAGGAUAAUGGCAAGAGGCCUGCGCGUGGUUAUCAAACUCGCCACCAGAAUGGACCUCCUGAGGAGGAGAGAACCGAGCAACUUUAUGCAACACCAAGGAGGAGGUCUCGUUCCAAAAGCCAGACUCGAUCCAGGAAGCCGUCUGGCUCCACCCAGCCCUCCCGAGAGGUCUGCGACCUCAUCGCCGGCGUCCAGGUGGCCACCUGGAGAGACGCCUGGAAAGCCGGUGCCAACUUUGUCACCAUGGAGCUCGUGUCUCGACACGUUCACCGAUCCAUUGACUGGGUUCACCACCACUGGAACGAUGACCCGAGGGCACUCGCUGAAAAGCUGGCUGCUGCAGCGGCGAGGGAAAACAUGUACAACGAACCUGGCCCGCCAACAGACACCACUGAAAAGUCUGAGUGCGGUAACUGUUGUGACGGAACGUGACCGGCAGGUCCGUGUCCCAGCAUCUGUCAGUGACACACCAAGGAUCUGCCUCCUCUUCUGCACAAGGAACGCGCACUGGUGAUCAGCAGCAAGAGUCUACAGAGGAGGUGACUGGCCAGGUUCCUGGCAAAGGAACUCUGUGAUACAUGCGUCACUGUUUUAGAAUCCUUGGAAGUUCUGCCACGUUGUCCUUCUUCUUCUUCUUCAGGGUCCAUUGGCCGACGACAUUCUUUUGUUUAUAGAUGGGGGGAAGAAGACAAUGGCAUUUCUGUACACUUUUAAGUUAUUUGCAUGUAAAUGUACACGUUUCUGCUCUUCUUUGGGAAGAGCAAGAGAGCACUCAUUAGUUUGUUAUCACGAAUGAAAUAUAAAGGGAACCAUAUGAAACAUUAAACAAUUAUCAAUUGACAAAAGCAUGCCCUGCAACGAAGGAUAAAUUGCAUAUCUGUUGUUUAAAUUGAUUUUCGUGUCAAGUUGGCACUCCUGCUCGGAGGUCACAGAUAUUUCGGUUUUGAUAUAUAAAAAAAAUCCUAUAGAAAUCUACGUUUAAUGACAAUUUGGGAAUAUCACGAUUUAUUUUUCACUUGCACAAGUAAUAGAAAAAAUAUAAAGAUGGCAUUUACAAUAUAUAAUGAUUGUGAUACUUGAUUUAUGCACCUGAAAGAGUGCCAGCUUAUAUAUAUAUAAUAUAUAACAACAGAGUGCAUCUAUGCGUAUAAGCCUUCAAUGGGUGAAAUGAUGUGUAAAAUAUUUUCAUUUGCCAGGAUCUGAACAUCAAACGAAAAAAAAAAAAUAAAAAAAAAAAUAAGAGCCUUGCCUUACUUUUACAUCCAGUAAAAUGCAGUGGUUGUAAUUUGUAAAUAUAUUUCCUGAAGCUUUUCAUACAAACAUUGUGGAUAGAUUCCGUAGUUAAUGUUUGAUGUUUUUUUUUCUUUUUUUAAAUUGGACUUGUUGUUAAACAUUGUGAUAAGCGGGCCACCUUUUAGCAAGGUGGCUGACAGAGACAGCCUCUUUUGUACUUUAGGUAUGUAUACCCAUUUUUAAUAAACUUAAGGGAUGAAAUAAAACUCUCCGUCGUGAA